AUGAGGGCGGCCUAUCUCUACUUCCGGCUGUUGGUGUUUCUGAGAAGAUGCCAUGCCCAGAACCUCAGCCUUGUCGAUCUCUUCAAGCGCACAGUUCAAAAGUAUGGGUCCAGCGUCUGCUUUGUAUAUCAGGAUGAAGAGUGGACCUACAACAAAGUAGAUGAACUGAGCAAUAGAGUGGCCAACUUGUUCCUCUCCCGGGGCUACCGGAAAGGGGACGAAGUAGCCCUGUUCCUAGAGAACUGCCCCGAGUAUGUCUGCAUCUGGAUGGGUCUUGCCAAAAUUGGCGUCAUCACCUCCUUCAUCAACACUAAUCUUCGUCAAGACCCUCUCGCACACACCAUUAAUGUCAUCGACGCUAGAGCUAUCAUCUUCUCACGUAACCUCGCCGACGCUGUCAAAGAUGCCAUAACAUUUUUAAAACGAAAAGACACCAUGGAUUACUACUGCUUCAACGCCCGGAGUUCUGCCACAAGUGAUGUCAUGGCCAAGAACCUGGACACGCUCUUAGAGGAAUCUUCUACGAGCGAAGAACCGCUGCGGAACAUCAAGAUCAACUUUGAAGAUAAACUCCUAUAUAUUUAUACGUCUGGCACAACAGGUCUCCCCAAGGCGGCUAUUAUCCGACACAGCAGGUGCCUGUGGAUUGGUGGAGCUGCACAAUAUGUGGCUCAGCUCAAAGACUUCGAGACUUUUUACAAUCCUCUGCCCUUAUACCACACUGCGGGAGGCCUGGUCUUCGUGUCCGUUGUGUUAGUCUUCGGUGGCAAGAUGAUCAUACGGAACAAAUUUUCUGCCUCCAACUUCUGGAAAGAAGCCGCCAAGCAUGGUGCCACGGUCUCCCAGUAUAUCGGCGAGAUGUGUCGCUACCUACUCAACCAGCCCCAUAGUCCAGAAGAAACGAAGCACCAGGUGCGUCUAAUGUUCGGUAACGGCCUACGUCCCCACAUCUGGCAGGAGUUUCAAGACAGGUUCAAUAUCCCGCAUAUCAUCGAAAUCUACGGGGCUACCGAAGGCAACGCCAAUUUAGUGAACAUGUUUGGACGCGUUGGAUCCGUCGGGUUCAUCUCCAGAACGUUCCACAAGUUGUAUCCCGUGCACCUUAUUAAAGUGAAUCCAGAGACGGGCGAGCCCAUCAGGAACGAGCAAGGUCUCUGCAUCCGCUGCAAACCAGGUGAACGAUACCUAGUCUACAAAACUGUUCAGCAAAAAGAGACGACUGCAUAA
This is a messenger RNA of Uloborus diversus, 1227 nucleotides long. RefSeq names its product long-chain fatty acid transport protein 4-like. Gene Ontology annotation, biological process: triglyceride homeostasis. Gene Ontology annotation, cellular component: endoplasmic reticulum. The transcript has 10 exons. The coding region runs from base 1 to 1227 and encodes 408 amino acids. The record is from RefSeq and is a predicted model, not a curated record. Gene Ontology annotation, molecular function: long-chain fatty acid-CoA ligase activity; long-chain fatty acid transmembrane transporter activity. NCBI's taxonomy places the organism in Eukaryota, Metazoa, Arthropoda, Arachnida, Araneae, Uloboridae.